ACAGGGAACUUGGGUUACUGAGGGAGCUGUAAAGGAACAAAGAACUUGGAAAAAUGCUUCUACGUCCUACCCAAAACUUGGAGAUACUUACACGAAGACAAGAAGCUAUAGGUUUCUUCCUUGCUACAGAGAACAUGGAAACCACUACCACGAUCCAGGACUGCUUGAAACAUAUUAAAAAAUAUCCCAAGAAUUUUAGCACACAUGGCUACUGCUCAUGCUACUGUGAACGACUGGAAGACCUUGUACAAGGGUGUUUAUAAUGCUAUGCUGAUUGGUGACCUCUGUUCGACACUUCCUCAGAGAUUAUUCAUCAUUAACAAGAUUACGACAACUUUCACUUCAGACUUGUAUAGAGUGGCUAAUCUGAUUUAUAAAAUAGUGGAUUUUGAAGAAUCCGUAAACCAGGAUCAUUUUGUUGUCAAACCAGGGGUCGAUGAAGAGUUGGAUCGAAAGAAACGGACAUAUAAUGGACUUCCAGAUUUUAUGACGAAAGUUGCUGAACAAGAAUUGUCUCAUCUUAGUGAUGGAAUUAAAGAAUGUCAAGUGAUUUAUCUUCCCCAGCUUGGGUAUUUAUUAGCUGUACCACUUACAGAUGAGAUGUCGGCUUCAAGCAACUAUGUACUUCCUGGACUGGAGUUUGUGUUUAUGUCCAACAAUGUUGCUCAUUAUAAAAGUACAAGCACAAGAGAGCUGGACAGUUUGUUAGGGGAUACUCAGUGUGAGAUUAGAGACCAUGAAACACAGAUAAUGCACAGGCUACAAAAUAUUAUUCUAGAAGUUUCCAAUGUUUUUACAGACAUAGUUACAUACUCUGCCCAGCUGGAUGUACUCAUUUCACUAGCAGUAGUGGCCAAAGAGUUCAAUUACACUAAGCCUGAACUGACCAAUGAAAAUAUCGUCUGCAUCAAAGGAGGAAGACAUCCUCUACAAGAACUUUGUGUCACAACUUUUGUUCCUAACGACACCAAUACUGGACCAUCAAGUGGGAAGAUGGUGAUAAUGACUGGUCCCAAUGCUAGUGGUAAAAGUGUCUACUUGAAACAGAUAGCUCUGAUUGUAUUUAUGGCUCACAUAGGAAGCUUUGUGCCAGCUGAUUCUGCUCGAGUAGGCAUCAUGGACCACAUCCUGUCCCGUAUCCACACUCGGGAAUCGGUCUCUUUGGGCCUGUCCACUUUCAUGAUUGACCUCAAUCAGAUGGCCCAAGCUUUACGAAAAGCAACUUCCCACUCUUUAGUGGUUAUUGAUGAGUUUGGAAAAGGCACAGAAGCAGUGGAUGGUUUAGCUUUGUUGACCUCUAGUCUUCAGUUCUGGUUAAAGAAAGAGCAAGCUUGUCCUCACGUGUUUGUGUCUACUCACUUUCACUCCAUCUUCAACCUUCUGCCUCCUACAUCUUUACUAAAGUAUCAGACCAUGGAAGUGCUACAAGAUCAAGAAAAUUUUGUGUUUUUAUACCAGCUGAAAGAUGGAAAAGCUGAUGGAAGCUGUGCCCAUCACGUAGCUUCUCUUGCAGGAAUACCAAUUAAUCUGAUAGAAAGAGGCAAACAGGUUUCAGAAUUAUUUAGACAGAACCGGCCCGUACCUCCUGUAAACCAAGAAACUGCCGAUGCUAAACUAAAAAAGUGAUCUUUUCACAGUAUUGGUAUGUUCAGAAGGUCUUGGCCUGAGAUCUGAAGCUGAAACUAGCAAUGCUAGUUGUCUGUGCUUGCAAUGUCUUCUCUACGUCAGCUGAAUCUUCCAAUUAUAUACCAACAUACAUUAUCACCAACGUUUGAUGAACCUUGAAUAACAAAUCAUAAGACAUUCCCUCCAUUUCAUGACUACAAAUACUCUUGUAGAUCUAUUUGUUUUUAAACUUUUACUGCAGUAAGAUAUGUUAUACAAGUCUUGUUUUUUUCUUUUCAUAUGACUUGGUUUU
Limulus polyphemus (Atlantic horseshoe crab) is the source of this 1918-nucleotide messenger RNA. Its product is annotated as mutS protein homolog 5-like. Gene Ontology annotation, cellular component: nucleus. The record is from RefSeq and is a predicted model, not a curated record. Gene Ontology annotation, molecular function: ATP-dependent DNA damage sensor activity; mismatched DNA binding; ATP binding. NCBI's taxonomy places the organism in Eukaryota, Metazoa, Arthropoda, Merostomata, Xiphosura, Limulidae. Gene Ontology annotation, biological process: chiasma assembly; mismatch repair. The transcript is spliced from 19 exons. The coding region runs from base 205 to 1626 and encodes 473 amino acids.